AUGGUCGGCGACCUGAGUGGCAUGAACAGCAACGAGGUGUACGAACACAUCAAGCACGAACAGAUGAACGCCGGCGUCGACUACGCGAUGGACACCGGCAUGACCCUGGAUCAGCUGUCGUCGGGUGGUCAUCAAUGUCCGAUCUGUCUGAAGGUGUUCGUUUCAUCGAAGGGUCUGCAGCAGCAUUCGAUCAUUCACACCGACCGCAAGCCGUUCUCGUGCGAAAUCUGCGGCAAACCGUUCCGCUUCAAAUCAAAUCUGUUCGAGCACCGCAGCAUUCACACCGGCGAGACGCCGUACGCCUGUCCAUUUUGCGGCAAGGCUUGCCGGCUGAAGGGCAACUUGAAGAAGCACCUGAAAACGCACGUCAAGGAGGCGGACGAGAUCGAUCGAGCGUACGAGGCGGUGACCGGAAGCACCGGACGCCAUAGUGUAAUGUGCCUGAAGAAUGGCGAAUCCGGUGACGAAAGUUGCGCUGCCGACAGUCCGUACUUAAUCAGCUUCGCCAAAGGCCGACAACGGCGAAAGACCGUUAAUCCGCGAAAAAUAGCGAAGGCGCCCAGUGUCGCUUUAGUGGUGACUGUCGGCCAGGACGAGCAGGAGGAAGAACCGUUUGCUGAGGCGCCGCCGACGUUCCCGCCUCUUACGGAAAUGAUCGGUAAGGAAUACUCGAUGGCCGAGUUCUGCAAGGUGGCGAGGGCAAUUCCGUUCGAGACGCACCAGUGUCGUCUGUGCCAUCUUUCGUUCAGGAGCCGCAUGGAAAUGAGGGAUCACUGUGAGAUGAUGCACAAUAUGAGUCAACAGCUGCAUGAAAACGGAGUGGGAGAAGGUUUUAUAUGGUGUGAAACGUGUAUCCGACCUUUCGAUGACCAGAAGUCAUAUGAUCAGCACAUGUCCUUUCAUCGACGUAUCCGCAGUAUGGUAAAUCGUGGAGAUCUUGUCUUGAAUGAACCCGAUGCUCCUUCGCUUUAA
Soboliphyme baturini is the source of this 972-nucleotide messenger RNA. The record is from the annotation of a GenBank genome assembly. Lineage: Eukaryota; Metazoa; Nematoda; Enoplea; Dioctophymatida; Soboliphymatidae.